CCGCAGUCGACGUCUGGUCAUGUCCAUCUCUCAUCAACACCAUUCACUCCCUCUGCCACGCGAUAGAGCCCGUCUGCGGGCAUGUGGAACCCUCAACGCGCCCAUUGAUCUCACCGACGACGCCGACGAGUCUGAUGCACCGCCCCCGAGGCAGCAUGCAUCCCACCAGCGGCACUCUCGAGCCCGUGGUGAGAGUGAAGUCCAAGUGACAGCCUCUCGCAAGCGCAAGUCCGCUGCUCUCACUCGCGACGACAACAACGAUGCCAAUGCCGAGAUUACGCCUUCCAGCAAGAAGACGAAGAGUGCUGCCACCGACACCGAAAAGAGGCUCCGAGUCUACCGCAAAAGGGCCCCCCAAGCCUACGCCGACAUCCGCCAUCGCGCUCUCACCCAGCGCAUGUUUGUCAUUGACCGCAAACGAACGCCAGCGCCCGCCGACAUUCACCCGCAGUCACCAGACAACCAUGCCACCGAAGUCGUGUCCUUAGCAGGCACCACCGGGAACAUCUACCACAUCACCAUCUCUCGCGUUCCGUCAUGCACCUGUCCGCAUGCCCGAAAAGGCCAUCAAUGCAAGCAUAUCGUCUACGUUCUCGCUCGUGUGCUGCGAGCACGAGAAGACUUGGAAUAUCAACUCGCCUUUGUGUCCUCUGAACUGCGCGAGAUCUUCGAGCACGCCCCACCCCUUCCGUCGGAAGUCGCAGAGCAGGAUAGAGCGGAUGGAUCAGAGAUGGAUGGAAACCGCAAGCCACUUGCAGGAGAAGAUUGUCCUAUUUGCAUGACGGAAUUCGAGACCGACAAUGCGGGGAAGCCCAAGCAGGGUGAACUCGUGGUAUACUGUAAAGCUGCUUGUGGAAACAACAUCCACAAGGAGUGUUUUGGGCAAUGGGCUGCUACGAAGCGGGGUCAAGGAUAUGUCACUUGUCCAUUUUGCAGGAGUCCGUGGCAGGAAGAUGAUGCUAGCGCUGCAGAUUUGAAAGGCGUGGCAAUGGGCGGAAAGAGGAAUCGAGAGGGAUAUGUGAAUAUCGCCAGUCAGUUGGGUCUUUCUGGGGAGAGGGAUUAUUCGACGUAUAAUGAGUUCUGGGUAAGGAACCAAUUGGGUGGCGGAGGAUACGGUGCCUACUGAAGGGGUGCAUUGAACAAUUGAUCAGUGGUGAUGGAUGGACGGCA
Messenger RNA from Sphaerulina musiva SO2202, 1170 nucleotides. RefSeq lists its product as uncharacterized. Gene Ontology annotation, molecular function: zinc ion binding; ubiquitin protein ligase activity. Lineage: Eukaryota; Fungi; Ascomycota; Dothideomycetes; Mycosphaerellales; Mycosphaerellaceae. The record is from RefSeq and is a predicted model, not a curated record. Bases 20 to 1126 code for a protein of 368 amino acids. The transcript has a single exon.